AUGGAUGAGGAAAAUAUCGCUACGCUAGAGCGGAAAAGGCGCAAUGUCGUCCCGUUGAAGGAUUUUAUCGACGAGGCCCGUGGCGUGCUCGAUAUUCAGCAUUACCUCAACGAAGCAUCGAUCCAGACCUCUCUUUCUGCUUCAUCCCUCGAAGACGCCGCUCUCGCUCUCGUUCCAGAAAAUGUUGAUGAUCUUUCGCCAGAAGAUUUAUUGAAAGAUGUUCUUUUCUCGCCAAAUGGCCAGCUAAAAAUGACAAAAUCCAACUACGAAAUCGGCCGAUCCCUCGUCUCAUUCGCCUACCAAACCGAUCUUGCCAACAACCUUCCUUCGGAGAAAAACUCAAUGUCGAAAAUGGUCGACGAUUUCGUUGCAAAAGUCAAAGCAGAAGAACCCACAGAGUUUGAGCUGCCAGAUAUUCCUGGAGUAGAACCAGUGCCGCUUUAUCAUUUGGGAAGGGGACUUUGGGGAGAUAUUAAAAGGAGAGCAAGGUGGUAUCUGAGCGAUUAUGUCGACGGAGUGAAUAAUGUGAAGAGUGUUUCCAAGUCGAUUUCAGCCACUGUUUUUCUGUUUUUUGCCUGCCUCCUGCCUUCCAUAGCGUUUGGAAGUUUGAACGCAGGAGCAACUCGCGGCGCAAUUACUGUUCAAAAAACUAUCAUGGCUCAGGCAUUUGGAGGCCUCUUUUUUGCCUUGUUUUCUGGUCAACCCAUUGUGAUUCUUCUGACGACCGCUCCGUUGGCACUGUAUAUUUCAAUCAUUCAGGAUUUGGCCGAUAGGUACGAUUACGAUUUCUUGUCGUUUUACGGCGCAGUUGGGAUUAUGAACGUGGUCUUCAUUUUGAUUUAUGUGAUGAUAAAUCUCUCCAAAUUGAUGAAGUACUCAACCAGGAGUAUCGAAGAAGUCUUUGGGCUGUUCAUCACGUGCGCCUUUUGCAAAGACGCUUUGAAGCAUAUUUCCGAGUUCUUCGAUGAAUAUUAUUACUCACCAAUGAUCAACAUAACAGGCCAGUCUGGACCACAAAACGAUCCGAAUACAGUACCAACUUCUUGCGUACUCAGUACAAAUGGAAGUAUUCCAGAUUCAUGCCCUCAGAUAAUCGAGUCAUAUGACUUGGUCGCUUCUAGAGAUAAGGCUCUUCUGGCCCUUAUUUUAGCCAUCGCAACUGCUUGGUUUGGUCUUCAGAUAACAAGCUUCCGCAAGAGCCCUUAUCUGCUCGGCUGGAUGCGGGAACUUAUCGCCGACUACGCCCUAGCCCUCUCCGUCAUUGUUUUCUCCCUCAUUGGAUCAAUCGGGUUCAAGGAAAUUAAAUUGGAGAGCUUUGGAUAUGGAGAUUUAAAGCUUGAGUUUACCAGUGGAAUCGCUGAUUUGCCUGGAAGCGCGUGGGGCUGGGCCACACUCCUCGGUUUUUGCUUGUCGUUGCUUUUCUUCAUGGACCAGAAUAUUUCCGCCGCUUUGGUAAAUACUCCAGCAAACAAGCUAAAAAAAGGCGCCGCUUACCACUUGGACCUCCUCGUUGUUGCCCUUAUCAACAUUCCCUUAUCGCUUUUUGGGCUUCCCUGGAUUCACGGUGCCCUUCCACACUCACCUCUUCACGCAAGAGCCCUUGCAGAUAUCACGGAAAAAGUUGAAGAAGGUCAUGUGACAGAAACUGUCGAUUUUGUCAGAGAAUCAAGAAUUUCUGGAAUUCUGGCUCACAUUCUCAUUGGUUUCUCCCUCUUUGCCAUUCCGACUCCUUUAACCUCCAUUCCCAAACCAGUGUUAGACGGUCUGUUUCUCUUCCUUGGUCUUUCCGGUCUCGCCGGAAGUCAACUUUGGGAAAGAAUGCUUCUGAUCGUUACAGAACAAUCAGCCUAUCCGCCAAAUCAUUAUAUCCGAAGAGUUCCACAAAAGAGCAUUCAUUUGUUCACGCUUUGUCAGUUCAUUUUGCUGGUCAUUUUGGGCGUGAUUGGAUUCUACCCCUACCCUUAUUUGAAAAUGAUCUUUCCAAUUAUCAUCUUGCUGCUUAUGCCCGCUCGACAUUUCGUCAUCCCCAAAAUCGUCCCAGAAAAAUAUCUCCAAGCAAUGGAUGGUGCUCAUUGA
This is a messenger RNA of Oikopleura dioica, 2076 nucleotides long. The record is from the annotation of a GenBank genome assembly. NCBI's taxonomy places the organism in Eukaryota, Metazoa, Chordata, Appendicularia, Copelata, Oikopleuridae.